Molecule: messenger RNA, 1155 nt
Organism: Rotaria sp. Silwood1
Lineage: Eukaryota; Metazoa; Rotifera; Eurotatoria; Philodinida; Philodinidae
Source: the annotation of a GenBank genome assembly
AUGGGGAACGCAAAUGAUCGUAUAACAUUGGGUCAAAUCAUCGUCAGAAAUCGUCUUAAACACGAUAUAACCAACGUCCGAGUUAAAUAUGGAGCUGGAAACAAGGCACAAAAUCAUACCAUCAUUGGUAUUGAAUACUGGUUCAAUUGGUUAACAAUUGAUUUAGAAAAUAGAACACAUAUUAUGUUUCUACACGAACAACUUAUGGAUACUACCCCUUUCUAUAAUGCAUGUCGAAGUAAUGAUAUUAGUUUAGUUAAAACAUAUUUGCAAACAAUAUCAUUAGCAGAAAUUAAUAAAUUAGAACCAAAUGGCUCUACCGCACUUCAUGUAGUAUCGUAUCGUGGGCAUGAGGAAAUUGUUGAAUUAUUACUACGAAAAGGUGCUUGUUGUACAACAAUAAAUAAAUUUAACUGUACGCCAUUGGAUGAAGGUAAAACUGAUAAAAUAAGGCAGAUGAUACGUCGUCGUAUGAAUAAAACUCGUUUUGUUAGUGAAUCCAUCGAAUGGAUUCUGCAGACAGAUCAGGCAGAUUUUAAAGCAUAUCAAUAUUGGACAAAAUUGGGAACAUAUGGACAAGAUCCACAAUUUUAUGAAUUGAUUGACUAUAUAAAAAGAAACUAUCUUGAAAAAGAUUUACAACGUAUUGAAGAUAUUGACACAGUUGUAAAAUAUUUUAAUCUCACAAUCAACACAAGAGAUCCCUUUUAUUUAUUACAAGCCUAUACAGCUGAAACUGGUUUCUAUUCUACGCUUAAUGUUCAUCUAACUCAAUUACAUCUAGAAAAUUUAACUGAUAAGGAAAAUCUUAGGAAAGCAUAUCGUGGUAUGAUGAUCACUAAUAAUGAUUUAAAACAAUACAAGAUAGGUACACGAAUAUUAACUAAAACAUUUUCAUCUUCGUCAAAGCAAUGGGAUAUAGCAUCAAAAUUUCUUGAUGAUGACCGUCAUAAAGGUGGUCAAUUAAGUACAAUAUGUGUGUAUGAAAUACGUAAUCAAAAAACUGCAUUAGAUAUUCAAGAUAUAUCAUUAUUUCCUUAUGAAGAAGAAGUUUUAAUUUUACCUUAUUCAGCAUUUAAAAUAAUUGAUAUUCGAAUAGAUAACGACAAAUCACCUAACGUUGAAAUAAAACUAAAAGAAUGUGAGCCAUGGUAA